AGCGUGCUCAAGUUAGCAUGAAUAUCACCGUUAUUUAAAAACAAAAAGAAUAUUUGCUCUAGCUCUCAAAAUCCAAACGUGAGAAAAAACGGCUUAUAUAUUACUGCAUUGUUGUUUCCGGGCUUCAAACUACCGGUAGCAGUUUAUUCUUGUACUCUGAGGAUUUGUGCUGGUUGCUAUUUGCAAAAUAGUAAGAUCAGAAAGUUUCUCAGCGUGUCAUCAUACUUUGUACCAAAAUCACGAAUAAGUGAAACUCAUAAAUAAAUAGUAUACAGUAUUCUUGCUGCCCCCACUCCCCAAUAAUGAAUGACCUUUACAAGGCAAUUUUUCCUUUCACGCUGCUGUCAAAUUCAACCAUUUCCCCAGCUUGAAUCUCGUUCAAUCCAUAACCGCGAGUAGGAAGUGGUAUUAGUACAAUAGAUUCAAAAAGAAAACUAUAGUGGCUAGAAAAGCUUCGGAGAUCUUAUGGGAAAUUAAAAAGUUGAAGUAAGUUGUGGCUUAUAAAUAGAAAGAUGAGGAGAUAAGGGGCGAGAGCUGGUUUCAAAAAGCCACUCUGCUAAGCUUGCUUAAAAAGUUAUUCACCGGCGGGUAAUCAAAAUGAAUCCAGUUACUGGGAUUUGAUACUUCUAUCUCUAAAUUGUGUUACGCUUGACGAUGUUAUUUUAUUAUAAGUAUUGGUAUGUAUUUAUAUGACGACUUGACUAGUCGAAUGAACACUUGCGACAGGAAUAUGAGCUCCAUAUUUGAAUUGAGAUUUCCGAUCCGCUGAUUGGUUUAGCAAUUUAUCCGUCCAUCUUCUGAUGCAACGUGCUACUCAGUAUUUGGUGCGAUUUUGGAUAUAGUUUCAAGUUUAGAACAAUCCCUGAGUUACAGCAAUUGAUAAUCAUACUCAUAUUUCCUUUAUGAUUUCAAAUCGAUUGAUCGUUACAUUUGGUUCUUUUAGGCAUUUCGACAAAUAGGUUCUGCCUUUAACCACGAAAACGAAUUUGAAAGUUAUCUCCAGAUUCCAAACGACAGAGAGGAUGAAGAAGGAGGUUUGCUGUUGUUUGCGAGGUCGAGUGGUAGAAUUCCUGAUUCAAUCAGCACAGGAGCUUCAAGUUUCACCCAUCGUCAAAUACUCGGCACUCUCACUUUUCGCCGAUCGAUUCUACCCAUCUCUAAGUUCCAGACAAGGAAAUAACGACGCUGCUAAAACCUGGCUCCUACAGCCGCCUCUCAGAGAAAGCAAUUUGCAGCUAUUUGCUCUCGCUGCACUAUGGAUCUCAACCAAAAUACACGAUUCUCCUCCACUUCACGUCAAAUGUUUCAAGUCUUUAGCCGACAACACCAUUACAGAGCAGCAUUUUACAACAAAGGAUUUUCUAGAAGCUGAGUUAGUGCUAAUGCAGGUUUUGAAAUUUGAGAUUGGUAUGUUAAGAAGCAUUGCCUUCAGAUUCUUAGAAGAUCUAAAUACCAAAUUGAGGGAAGUUGCUAGAGUUGGAGAACAAUUAAAUAUUGAAGCUUGUAUGGAUAUUAUGGACUUACUCUAUGAAAAGGGGGAGAUUUCAUCUUUUAAUACUUCUCCCCGUCAUCUCGCCGCGUCUAUAAUGGUUGCUGCAUAUUUGAUCACAGUUCCAGUACAGAAGAGUGAAUUCCCCAUUCUUCUAUGGGUUAAGUUUGUCACGUCGUGCAACGAGGAGGAUAUUCUGGAUACUGUUAGAAGCAUUCUAAUGCAUGUGUUUGAAGCUUGAACGUUGAAUCUGUA
Messenger RNA from Nicotiana attenuata, 1744 nucleotides. Its product is annotated as cyclin-J18. Gene Ontology annotation, molecular function: cyclin-dependent protein serine/threonine kinase regulator activity. Gene Ontology annotation, cellular component: centrosome; nucleus; cytoplasm. The transcript has a single exon. Lineage: Eukaryota; Viridiplantae; Streptophyta; Magnoliopsida; Solanales; Solanaceae. The record is from RefSeq and is a predicted model, not a curated record. Bases 1023 to 1730 code for a protein of 235 amino acids. Gene Ontology annotation, biological process: mitotic cell cycle phase transition; regulation of cyclin-dependent protein serine/threonine kinase activity.